AUGUCACUUUCUAACUCAGUACUUGUGUUUAGUUCUCGAGCUAAGCACUUGUGUCGUUCAGACCAGAGGGAUGUUCUUUGGGAGUUCAAGAACGAGUUCUAUGCCGAGGAGUCGUUGCAGUACAGGUUGUGGAGUAACAACACUGACUGUUGUUAUUGGGACGGUAUCUCUUGUGAUCCUAAGACGGAUUCCAUCGGCAACCUCAAGUAUUUGAGGGUUUUGAGCCUUAGUGAAUGCAAUCUCUUUGGAAAGAUUCAUUCUUCACUUGGAAAUCUUUCAUACCUCACUGAUCUUGAUCUUUCUUUUAAUGGUUUCUCCGGGGAACUACCAGAUUCAAUAAAUCGCUUCACUGGAGUCUUGCCAUCAGAUUACUUUGCGCUUUGGAGUGCAAUGUCAUUGGUCGUGGACAUUGUAGAAUAUUAUACGCAGAUCAAGUAUUUAAAACACUUGGUCAUUAUCGAUGAUAUGCCGAGUAGGUAUGCAGGACGUGUGGGACGUAACGCUGGAAACUAUCAUAACUCAGUGACUAUGACGGCCAAAGGAUUGAAGAUGGAGUUAGUUGGGAGUGGUUUCACAAUCUACAAAACCAUCGAUGUCUCUGGAAACAGAUUUCAAGGAGAGGUCCCUGAAUCAAUCGGUUUACUCAAGGAACUGAUUGUGUUCAACAUGUCAAACAAUGCUUUCGUAGGCCGUAUCCCACCAUCUCUGUCGAACUUGACCAAUCUUGAAUCAUUAGAUCUAUCUCAAAACAAAUUAUCCGGCAAAAUCCCACCAGAGCUGGGGGAACUCACGUUUCUAGAGCGGAUGAACUUCUCUUACAACAGGUUAAUUUGA
Molecule: messenger RNA, 834 nt
Organism: Camelina sativa (false flax)
Lineage: Eukaryota; Viridiplantae; Streptophyta; Magnoliopsida; Brassicales; Brassicaceae
Source: RefSeq, a predicted model, not a curated record